AUAAGGAGGCACCGGCUGAUCAACUUGGAGCUUACUCUAAGUCACCUAGCUAAAUACGUAUUCUAUACUUGUAUUGUGUAUUUGUAAUUGUCUAUAAAUAUAUGAGGAGGGCCGAGGCACUGCGAUCACGCAGCCCGGAUUCAAUCCAACUUUCAUGGUAUCAGAGCACCAGCUGAUCCUCUCUUCCCUCUAAAACCCUAAACCUCAAAAACCCUAGCCCUCCUCCCUCUCUCCCGCCGCCACCAUCACCAUGUCUGCCGACGAUCUCAAGAAGCUCGAACAAGAGCUCAAGGAACGUGAGUCCCUCCUCCAGGCUCGCCAAGCCGAACUCGACCGCCGCCUCGCCGAGAUGGGCAAAAGCGUCGACAACACUACAACCUCCCCAAACCCUAGCCCCACUCCCUCCUCCUACGUCGCCUCUAUCAAAAGCCAUGUCCCUGUUACCCUUGAUCUGCAGGAAUCCAACUACGCCAAGUGGCGGGAACUCUUCCUCGUCGCGCUCGGGCGCUACGGCCUCACCGCCCACGUCCUCGGCACCACCGGCGCUACGCCAUCGGACACGUCGCCCACAUCUGACUGGGCACGGGACGACUACACCGUCCUCUCCUGGAUCUAUGGCUCGAUCUCCUCCGAGCUCCUCGGCAUCAUCAUGGCUCCUGGCUCCACGGCGCGGCAAAUCUGGGACGCGCUGGCCAGCCUCUUCCACGACAACAAGAAAAGCCGCGCUCUCGCCAUCGACGCGGAGUUCCGCAACACCCCGCAAGGAGACAUGAGCGUCCACGACUACUGCUCCAAACUCAAGUCCUUCGCCGAUGCCCUCGCCGACGUCGGCCAGCCUGUCUCCGACGAAACCCUCGUCCUCACGGUCCUCCGCGGCCUCAACGAGCAGUUCAGCCAUCUCCGCUCGUUUCUCCCGUACCAGGUGCCGUUUCCCACCUUUCUUCAAACACGAUCUGCUCUUGUCCUUGAGGAGGCACAGAAGAAGACCGAUGCCAAGAAUGCGGCUGCCUCCGCGCUCUGGGCCAGCGGCAACAGCAUCAACCCGCACGCUGGUGGCGAGCGUGCUCCUUCGGCUGGACGUGGCGGUGGCUCAGGCAGCACCGAUCCCCGUCCCCCUUCGCCCUACCAGCCUGGCCUCUUCAUCAACUCUGGCUGUGGUGGGGGCUACGGUGGUCGCCGUGGUCGCGGCGGUGGCCGUGGCCGCGGCCGCGACAACAACUCUCCCUGGAUGUACAAUCCGUGGACCGGGCUCCCGACCCGGGCCGCGCAGCAGCAGCAGCAACUCCAGCUCGCCCCAUGGCAGCCACGAUGGCGCGCGCCCACGGCCGGCGUUUUGGGCCCCCGCCCCGGUCACCAAGCCUACACCGCCACCGGACAGCAGCUUCCUCCCAUGACACCGACCUGGAACAACGGUCUGAUGAUUCCUCCCCAGCAACACAUCUCGCAGCAGCAGCUCGACCCAGCUCUUCUUACAGCACUUCAGAACAUGCACCUCCCCGGCAACCAAGAGUGGUUUAUGGAUUCAGGCGCCUCGUCUCACAUGGCAUCCGAUCAUGGAUCUUCUCACCAAGACCGUGAUUCUUCGAUGCAAUAGCUCCGGCCCACUCUACUCCCUCCGACCACCAGACGCUCAAGCUCUCCUCACCACUUCAUCCUUCGAGCUUUGGCACCGCCGCCUUGGACAUCCUGGCCACCACACCAUGCAGCGUCUCCACCAACAUCAACAAAUUCCACCA
Lolium perenne is the source of this 1736-nucleotide messenger RNA. RefSeq lists its product as uncharacterized. The record is from RefSeq and is a predicted model, not a curated record. NCBI's taxonomy places the organism in Eukaryota, Viridiplantae, Streptophyta, Magnoliopsida, Poales, Poaceae.